CGUGUAGCAAUAAAGAGGAUCAACUUAGAGAAGUGUCAGACCAGUAUGGAUGAGCUACUCGUUAUACUACUGCCUAGAGACUGUGGGCUUUUUCUAAUGCAGAAAUUCCUGCCUCUGAAGGAAAUGAUCUCCUCAGCAGGGAAUUGCCAGUUCAAAAGAUAUCUUGAAUUUGAUACAGAGGAAAGAAAUUCAAGCCAUGAGUCAAUGCAAUCACCCCAAUGUGGUGACCUAUUACACUUCUUUUGUGGUGAAGGAUGAACUUUGGCUGGUUAUGAAGCUGUUAAGUGGUGGGUCAAUGCUUGAUAUCAUAAAGUAUAUUGUCAAUAGAGGAGAACACAAAAAUGGUGUCCUUGAAGAACCAAUAAUAGCAACAAUUCUUAAAGAAGUUUUGGAGGGGUUAGACUACCUACACAGGAAUGGGCAAAUUCACAGAGAUUUGAAAGCUGGCAAUAUUCUUCUCGGUGAAGAUGGCUCUGUACAGAUAGCAGAUUUUGGUGUUAGUGCAUUUUUAGCAACAGGAGGUGACGUUACUCGUAACAAAGUGAGGAAAACAUUUGUCGGCACUCCGUGUUGGAUGGCCCCUGAAGUGAUGGAGCAGGUGAGAGGCUAUGACUUCAAGGCUGAUAUGUGGAGUUUUGGGAUAACAGCCAUUGAACUAGCAACAGGAGCAGCACCUUACCACAAAUACCCUCCUAUGAAAGUGUUAAUGCUAACACUGCAAAAUGACCCUCCUACUUUAGAGACGGGUGUAGAGGACAAGGAGAUGAUGAAAAAGUAUGGCAAAUCCUUUAGAAAACUAAUUUCACUAUGCCUUCAGAAAGAUCCUUCCAAAAGGCCCACAGCAGCAGAACUUUUAAAAUGCAAAUUUUUCCAGAAAGCCAAGAAUAGAGAAUACCUGAUUGAAAAGCUUCUCACUAGAACGCCUAAUAUAGCACAAAGAGCAAAAAAGGUUAGACGGGUACCAGGUUCCAGUGGUCACCUCCAUAAAACAGAAGAUGGAGACUGGGAAUGGAGUGAUGAUGAAAUGGAUGAAAAGAGUGAGGAAGGCAAAGCUGCUUUUUCUCAGGAAAAGUCACGAAGAGUAAAAGAAGAGGAGAACACAGAGCCUGCUGUUGGUGACGAAUACAGUGAAGUUCCGUGUGCAGUGAAUCUUGUUUUACGAUUAAGGAACUCCAGAAAAGAACUUAAUGACAUACGGUUUGAGUUUACUCCAGGCAGAGACACGGCAGAUGGCGUUUCUCAGGAGCUGUUCUCUGCAGGCUUGGUUGAUGGCCAUGAUGUAGUUAUAGUUGCUGCUAACUUACAGAAGAUAGUAGAUGAUCCUAAGGCCUUGAAAACAUUGACAUUUAAGUUGGCCUCUGGCUGUGAUGGCACUGAGAUUCCUGAUGAAGUGAAGCUGAUUGGGUUUGCUCAGUUAAGUGUCAGCUGAUGACACUUGACCCCAAGCUGAAUUGUGAGAGUGCGAAGAGGCCGGCUUAGACGCAAAGGAAAAUUAAAGCACCACACACUGAGUUCUGCUUCGUUCUCUAGCAAUUCACAAAGUCAGAACAAGCAAAGCCCACAGCUACACCGCUGCUGCUAACAUUCAAAAUGCUACUAAAUGUCUCUUAGCAGUUGAUUUGGAUUCCCCCUAAGUGAGAAGCCUAUGGAAAUGCGCUCAGGUGGCUGUAUUUAUUGGUUACAAAAGGAAUUUUCUAUCAAGCUUACUUCUUCUUUCAUAAACUUUGAGUGAUACAAUUUUACCUGUACUUGUGGUUGGUAAUACUGCCUCUGUUCUGUUGCAUUUAGAAAUUUCCAUAAAUAUAAAAGUUAAUUAUUAGCUAAACUUGAAUUCUAGUUUCAAAACUGUGAAUUUUAUUUUUCAAAUAUUUAUGCAUUACACAUCUUACCUAAAGGAAAAUGAUUAGACUUGAUUAUGUGCUAUUGGCAGUUGAUCUCCAAUUAUUUAAAAGAAAAAAAUUAAAGUGUAUCCUAGAUAUACUUGGUAACAUAGUGUGGGGUUUUUUUUUUCUCCUUGAAUUAGUCAACUAGGUGUUAGCAAGCUCUUGCUGGGUAUGUGUCUUAAACAAUCCACAAAAUGAUUGUCAAGGGUGUGGGAGGUGCCUUGCAGACAUUAAUGUUUCUAAGAAUGUGCCUGAGGCUGCUUAAAUCCAGAAUAUUCUCCAUUUUCUACAUGUACCAUAUAUAUGGGACUAUAUAGCUAUCAGAAUAAAGAAGAGAUGUACAGAAGUAAAAAUGUUUGAGGAGUUGGAGGUAAAUUAUGCUUUAUUGGGGAAUCUAUGAGCUAGAACUGCUAUAAAAUGUUGUCCUUAAGGUAGCCUGCUCACUGUGCCCAUCUUUGAUUUGACCUACCCUGAAGGGAUAGAAAUGGAUUUUGUACUAGUGUGAUAAAACUUGAACAGAACUGAAGCUUUACUUGAAAUUCUGCAAAAUACCAAGGUUGUGUGAAAAUAAUAGGGCUUUGUGCAAUGAUGGAGUAAAACUCUGUUACGAAGAAACCACUUUGGACCCAAGUAGUCUUAUGCUUAACCUGUGAUGUAGGUGUUACGAAGCUAGCAAGCUUUAGAAAGAUUCUCAAAUUUGGAGACGUACUUGUAGGACAUUACAACUUAAACUACUUCCUAGCUAAUUCUAGAUAAAGGGCAGCUCUUUAAUGUACUGAAAACAGCAAAUAUAUAUUAUUAUGA
This is a messenger RNA of Nothoprocta perdicaria, 2687 nucleotides long. RefSeq names its product serine/threonine kinase 39 (gene STK39). NCBI's taxonomy places the organism in Eukaryota, Metazoa, Chordata, Aves, Tinamiformes, Tinamidae. Gene Ontology annotation, biological process: protein phosphorylation. The record is from RefSeq and is a predicted model, not a curated record. The transcript is spliced from 17 exons. Gene Ontology annotation, molecular function: protein serine/threonine kinase activity; ATP binding. Bases 197 to 1429 code for a protein of 410 amino acids.